AUGGACAAGGGAACUGACUACAGUAGAUGGACGAAGGAAGGCCUUGUGAAGCGUAUCAAGGAACUGGAGGCAGAAUGCAAAAAUCCUGCUGCAGCACGCGCUGCAGGCUCGUCAGGAGACGCUCCUGAAGCGUCGCUUGCCUCUGUAGAUGCUUCCUUGCCAGACGGCCGCUCCCUGAAGCCCAAGAAGAAGAAAGGGGACAAGAAGAUUGAUCCUUCGAAAUACUCUACCCGCCUUGUGGCAUUCAAGCUUGCCUAUGUGGGCAAGAACUAUGGCGGUUAUGAGUUCCAGUCCAGCGCCACUUUGUCCACCAUCGAGGAAGAGCUCUGGAAGGCCAUGGUCAAGAGUUGUCUUAUCUGGCCUGAGAAGCCCGAGGAAGUGAAAUGGGACGACUGGGAGUACAGCAAGUGCGGGCGGACGGACCGCGGCGUCAGCGCCUUCGGCCAGGUCAUCGCGGCGCGCGUGAGGAGUAACCGACCCCUUCCGAAAGCAAAGGAGACCGUGGCUGUCGAGGGCGAUGCGAUGAAGGUUGAUGAUUCUGAUGUGCCAGCUGUUGGCGAGGCUUCAGUGCCAAAGCAGGCGGAUGGGGAAGAGAGCGCUGUGGAAGAGGAAAAACCCUUUGACGAUUUCAAAGACGAACUCCAGUACUGCAGGAUCCUGAACCGCCUCCUGCCCCCUGACAUCAGGGUAUUGGCGUGGUGUCCUGCGCCGCCGGCCGGCUUCUCCGCGCGUCAUGACUGUCGCGAGAGGCAGUACCGGUACUUCUUCACGCAGCCCGCGUACUCGCCGAUACCACAGAGUCUCGAGAACCCCAAGGCGAAUCCGAAGGUGAAGGACGGCUGGCUCGACAUCGACGCCAUGCGCAAGGCGGCGAAGAAGUUUGAGGGCGCUCAUGACUUCCGCAAUUUCUGCAAGAUCGACCCCAACAAGCUGAUCACUAAUUUCGAGCGCCGUAUAUUCGAGUGUGAUAUCGUGGAGGUCAAGGACACGGAAUCAGCUCUGCUGUAUUUGAACCAGGCCGAGUUCCGCCCCUCGAGCACCGGCACCGAAGUGGCAGACGGUACCAAGUGCCCCAAGGUGUACUACUUCCAUGUCAGAGGGUCGGCGUUCCUGUGGCACCAGAUACGCUGCAUGGUUGCCGUGAUAUUCAUGGUUGGGCAGGGGCUAGAAGCGCCCGAGAUCGUAGACCAGCUGCUCGACUAUAAAGCGCAGCCAAGACGACCAAAUUACGUGCUGGCUAGUGAAUACCCUCUAGUCCUCUGGGAUUGCGUCUUCCCCAAGGAAGGGGACCCGGAGCGCAAGGACGCUAUGCAUUGGGUGUAUCUGGGUGAGGAGAACCCCCUGGCCAAACACGGGGCCAACGGGCUGGUGGACGACAUGUGGGAAUUCUGGAGGGAGCGGAAGAUGGACGAGAUACUGUCGAGCCAGCUCUUGAACCUCGUGACCGGCAUGGCAGAUAUCAACAAGAGGCUGGAUCCGAGAGCUCCGCACUGCGUGCCUUUAAGCCAGAGGAUGUUCGAGGGCGGCAACAGAGAGCGCAUGGUGGGCAAGUACCAGCCGGUUCUGCAGAAGUCGACGCUGCCGUCUCCUGAAGAGACAUAUGACAAGGAGGCUAAGCGGAAGGGGUACGCCAGCGCUGCUGCGUGGCGAGAAGAGAGGGCGAAGAAGCCCAAGUUCACCAAAGACCCGAUGGAUGAAGGGGAGUGA
This is a messenger RNA of Neoarthrinium moseri, 1707 nucleotides long. RefSeq lists its product as uncharacterized. Gene Ontology annotation, cellular component: cytoplasm; nucleus. The coding region runs from base 1 to 1707 and encodes 568 amino acids. Gene Ontology annotation, biological process: mRNA pseudouridine synthesis; tRNA pseudouridine synthesis. Gene Ontology annotation, molecular function: pseudouridine synthase activity; RNA binding. The record is from RefSeq and is a predicted model, not a curated record. The transcript has a single exon. NCBI's taxonomy places the organism in Eukaryota, Fungi, Ascomycota, Sordariomycetes, Amphisphaeriales, Apiosporaceae.